CUCCCUCUCUCUCUCUCUCUCUGCCACUUUUCUCUCCCUCUCAUUAUUUUAUAUCCAUUCCUCUCUCACUCUUCUGGAUUUUCUUCUCAUCGUUUCUGACGCCCCAAAGAAGAAUCACGAAAAUCCGACCGUUGAAUAGAGAAAUCCUUCAAUACCCAUUUCGAAAGGGCCAUGGAUCUAUGGUCUCUCAAUCUCAACAACGCCAACCGAGGCCUCUUCCCUGCAAAGAUCGCACCUCCACUGCAGAGGCAUACAUGGCCUGAGAGGCGCCUUUCUUGCAAUUUUAUGAAGAUAGGUGGUUUCUACGGAGGGGAAGAUGAGAUCAAGACGUCGAGAUCGUGGCGCCCUGCAUAUCGAUCCCUGUCUGUCAGAGCGAUGGGAAAGAAGAACCAUGAGAAUUCGUCGAAUUCGGGAAGCAGUGAUCAAUCAAUUCCUGAGGGAAACAACCCGUCCUCUGACAACACGAAAUCUGAAGAUGCCGCGGCCCACAAGUCACAUCAUACAAUUUCUGAUUGGCGAACUUUUAGAGCAACUCUCGUGGCACGGGAGCAGCUAUCGGAUGAUGAUGCUCCCGUCCAAGAUGCAGUCUCCCAUGAGUCCUCCAAAUCACUUGGUGCAAAGUGGGCACAUCCAAUCCCUGUACCUGAGACUGGCUGCAUCCUAGUCGCUACUGAGAAGCUUGAUGGUGUUCGUACCUUUGAAAGAACUGUUGUUCUGCUCCUCAGAUCAGGAACCAAAGACCCAAGAGAGGGCCCUUUCGGUGUCAUCCUCAACCGUCCACUUAACAAGAAAAUCAAACACAUGAAGCCAUCAAAUCUAGACCUUGCAACCACCUUCGCAGAGUGUUCUCUGCAUUUCGGCGGACCCCUCGAUGCUAGCAUGUUCUUGCUAAAGACUGGAGAGGACUCACCAACUACGGGCUUUGAGCAGGUAAUACCAGGCCUCAGUUUUGGUGCCAGAAACAGCUUAGAUGAUGCUGCGGAGCUGGUGAAGAAGGGGAUGCUCAGGCCUCAAGAUUUCAGAUUCUUUGUUGGGUACGCAGGGUGGCAGCUGGACCAGUUGAGAGAUGAGAUCGAGUCAGAUUACUGGUUUGUCGCCGCAUGUAGCGUGAAUCUGAUAAGUGGGUUGUCCACAGAAUCAUCAUCAGGCUUGUGGGAGGAGAUUUUGCAGCUGAUGGGCGGUCACUAUUCGGAACUGAGCAGGAAGCCCAAGCAAGAUAGCUCAUGAAAAAGGUCUGUGGCUUUUUCUCAGAGGAGACCAUGUGAAAUCAAAUGUACAGAAGGUUUUCUAGACUUAAUUCAUAGUGGUUGUUGACCUUUUGUUUUCAGUGUCUUCCUAUUAGUUCUUGUAUCUGCAAUGUAAGUCAGGCAGUUUUUUUUUU
This is a messenger RNA of Magnolia sinica, 1381 nucleotides long. RefSeq lists its product as uncharacterized. NCBI's taxonomy places the organism in Eukaryota, Viridiplantae, Streptophyta, Magnoliopsida, Magnoliales, Magnoliaceae. The transcript is spliced from 3 exons. The record is from RefSeq and is a predicted model, not a curated record. The coding region runs from base 172 to 1227 and encodes 351 amino acids.